Molecule: messenger RNA, 423 nt
Organism: Triticum turgidum subsp. durum (durum wheat)
Lineage: Eukaryota; Viridiplantae; Streptophyta; Magnoliopsida; Poales; Poaceae
Source: the annotation of a GenBank genome assembly
AUGGCUCCCAUGCCCAAGCGAAUCGUGGAGGACGAGCCGAAGAAGGCGGCGUACGUGACUUUCCUCGCCGGCUCCGGCGACUACUGGAUGGGCGUGGUGGGCCUGGCCAAGGGCCUCCGCGCCGUCAACUCCGCCUACCCGCUCGUGGUGGCCGUGCUCCCCGACGUCCCCAUGGAUCACCGCCGCAAGCUGGUCGAACAGGGCUGCCUCGUCCGCGAGAUCGUGCCCGUGUACCUGCCGGAUAGCCAGACCCAGUUCGCCAUGGCGUACUACGUCAUCAACUACUCCAAGCUCCGCAUUUGGGAGAUGUUGACUGAUUCACUACCGGAAAACGGGCAUACGCCGACGGCCAAAGCUAUGCCUACGGCUGCCGUCGGCCUAGUUCGAGAUAUGCCGACGGCCCAGUCCUGGCCGUCGGCUUAA